Oncorhynchus masou masou (cherry salmon) is the source of this 3152-nucleotide messenger RNA. Its product is annotated as gastrula zinc finger protein XlCGF17.1-like. The record is from RefSeq and is a predicted model, not a curated record. Gene Ontology annotation, molecular function: chromatin insulator sequence binding. The coding region runs from base 191 to 1276 and encodes 361 amino acids. Gene Ontology annotation, cellular component: chromosome. Gene Ontology annotation, biological process: regulation of transcription by RNA polymerase II. NCBI's taxonomy places the organism in Eukaryota, Metazoa, Chordata, Actinopteri, Salmoniformes, Salmonidae. The transcript is spliced from 3 exons.
AGUGAAGAGAACGCCAGAACUGCUGUCCUUUUUCUUGUUACUACAGGCAGACUCAGAUUAAGUCUGAGGUCGGUAACAUCAACAGUGAGGACAAACCCAACCUGCCUCUCCUUCCACACGGAGUCCAAACCUACAGUCACUGGGUCCUGAUUGUGACAGUAGAGCCCAGUUUGUGCUGCAGGAUCCAGAGAUGGCAUCAGUGAAGCUGGAAGACUGCAGUCAAACACUGAAGCUGAAUGUCAUCAUUAAAGAUGAAGAAGAGGAGGAGAAGAUUGGAGACCAUGUUGAGACAUUCUCUACAUCCAGAGGGCAACAGCAGGAAGGUCACAGAGCUAAGAGGUCUCACCACUGCCCACAUUGUGAGGAGAUAUUCCCAAUUCUAUCAAAGCUAAAAAAACACCUUAAAAUACACACAGGAGAGAAUCUGUAUCCCUGUACUGACUGUGGGAAGAGAUUCACGACAUCAAGGUCUCUGACAGUUCAUCAGAGAAUACACACAGGAGAGAAGCCUUACUCCUGCUCUGACUGCGGAAAGAGUUUCUCUCGAAUGGGCAACUUAAAAACACAUGAACGUAUACAUACAGGAGUGAAACCUUACCCCUGCUCUGUCUGUGGAAUGUGUUUCUCUAGACUAGGUGACUUAAAAACACAUGAACGUAUACAUACUGGAGUGAAGCCUUACUCCUGCUCUGAUUGUGACAAGAGUUUCUCUCGACUGGGCCACUUAAAAACACAUGAACGUAUACAUACAGGAGUGAAACCUUACUUCUGCUCUGACUGUGGAAAUAGUUUCUCUCGACUGGGAAACUUAAAAACACAUAAACGUAUACAUACAGGAGUGAAGCCUUACUCCUGCUCGUACUGUGGAAAGAGUUUCUCCCGACUGGGUGACUUAAAAACACAUGAACGAAUACAUACAGGAGUGAAUUCUUACUCCUGCUCUGAAUGUGGAAAGAGUUUCACUCGACUGGGCCACUUAAAAACACAUAAACGUAUACAUACAGGAGUGAAGCCUUACUCCUGCUCUGACUGUGGAAAGAGUUUCUCUCGACUGGAAAACUUAAGAAGACAUGAACGUAUACAUACAGGAGAAAAGCCUUACUCCUGCUCUGAAUGUGGAAAAUGCUUCACAACAUCAACUGACCUAAAAGUUCAUCAGAGAACACACACAGGAGAGAAGCCUUACUCCUGCUCUGAAUGUGGAAAAUGCUUCACAACAUCAACUGACCUAAAAGUUCAUCAGAGAACACACACAGGAGAGAAGCCUUACCACUAAUCUGAUUUACAGCUGAGCUAAAAGGGUCAUCGAGGAACACACACAGAAGAGAAGCCUUACUUCUGCUCUUAAUGUAGCAAGAGUUUCUCCAGAUUGGGCAAUGAAAAGACACAAAAACCGAUACACCCUUGAGAGAAGCCUUAUCACUGCACUGACAGUGAGAGGAGAUUCUACAGAUUGGGCCAUUUAAAGACACCAUUGUAUACAUAAAGGAGAGAGUCCUUGUCAGUUCUCUCAGACCAGCUGAGAUUAGUCACUCAAUCACUUAAUUUUAAUUUCAUAAAAUAAUUGUCAACACUCUAUUGCAAUCCUAUUGUUUCUCACUGUGAGAGAACUGUGCAGAGGAAAGGGAGCGUUCUAGAAUGUUAGCCUUUCUUUACUUUACUGAUCAGUGUGCUCAGGUUGUGUGUUUUGUUAGCUUCUACUGCUUCUACUGUAAAGAUACUGAGAUCUUGGAUUUGCCCUUAGGGUUGAAUGUCCACUGUGAGGCGUCUCACUAUAGCGUCUGAUGGUUGACUGGGUGGUACUGCUUCCCUCUACAGUUUUCUGUGAGAAUGAGCUGGUAGACACAACAUACACUGGGUGUACAAAACAUUAAGGACACCUGCUCUUUCCAUGACAGACUGACCAGGUGAACCCAGGUGGGCUAAGGAAUGAAAACACUGGACACCGGAAAAUUGGAAACCUAUUGCCUGGUCUGAUGAAUCCCUGUUCCUGCUGUUUCAUACUGAUGGGAGGACUGGGGUAUGGAGGAAACCACGAGUACAUACAUCCAGUGGUGGAAAAAGUACCUAACUGUCAUACUUGAGUGAAAGUUAUGAUACCUUAUUUAAAUAAUUUUUACUUAAGUACUUUACACCACUACAUGCUUCCAUACUGUGUGUCAGCAUUACAGGCUGGUGGUGUGAUGGUUGGGGUGUGUUUUCAGGGCACACAUUGGGCCCCUUGAUAAAAGAUGAACGAUGUUUGAAUGCUACAGGAUAUCUAAAGAAUAUCAGGUGCCUCUCUUCACUGCAGCAGUGUAUCCAUCUGCAAAUAGAUUUCUUCAGCAGGAUUACGCCACAAGGCUGUUCCAGGAAUGGUUCCAAGAACAUGACAGUGAAUUCAGUUUACUGCAGUGGCCUGACGAGUCACCAGAUCUCAAUCCAGUUGUUCAUCUGUGGGAGGAGAUAGAACAAGCUAUUCGGAGUAGAGAUCCACUCCCAGCCAACUUGACACAAUUGUGGGAUGCAUUGGAGUCAACAUGGGCCAUCAUCCCUGUGGAACGCUCUCAACUCCUUGGACAGUCUAUGGCCUGGUGAACUGAGGCUGUUCUGAGGACAAAGGGGGGUUCCUAAUGUUUGUGCACUCAGUGUAUAUCAGAUAAUUAUGGUGUAAUCAGUUUUUAGCUUUAGUUUGGGUGGAUUAUUUUAUAUUACUAAACAACUUUUGUUUAAUGAUUAACAGGCUAUGAAUUAACGACUUGUGUUUAUGAAAUUGACUACUUGUGUUUAAUACUAGAUGUAUUAUUUUUGUCAUUGAGGAUGAAUGUAUUUGAAUAACUGUAUUGAAGAUAAUUGAUCUGGCGGCAGGUAGCCUAGCGGUUAAGAGUGUUGGGCCAGUAACUGAAAAGUUGAUGGUUUGAAUCCCGAGCCGACUAGGUGAAAAAUCUGUCAUUGUGCCCUUGAGCAAGCCAAUUAACUAUUAUUUAUCCUGUAAGUCUCUCUGGAUAAAAACAUCUGCUAAAUGACAAAAAUGUAAUGAAAAAUAAUGUUUGUACAUGAAUUCUUUUUUUCUCAUGUGUAUAAUAAAAUAAAAUGUUUUUGGUGAAAUACAACAUUACUGCUUUGUUUAUCCUGGCCAGAUGGACAUGACCAUAGUAAACUAGAGCAGCUAA